Molecule: messenger RNA, 3335 nt
Organism: Pteropus alecto (black flying fox)
Lineage: Eukaryota; Metazoa; Chordata; Mammalia; Chiroptera; Pteropodidae
Gene: SH2D1B
Product: SH2 domain containing 1B
Exons: 4
Coding region: 1218-1619 (133 amino acids)
Source: RefSeq, a predicted model, not a curated record
AGACCGGCGUGGCCGUGUCCUGUGCAGCUUCUCUCAAAGGUGGCAUGGAAUCAGCAAAACAUAAAGAGGGGAAGAUUUUUUUUUUAUUUUGAAAAACCUUCAAUACCCCCCAAAAUAGAGUCGUUCACACGGUGAGCCGCAGACACCGCCACCCAGCCACGGGUGAGCACUCACGGAAGCACAGUGCCCUUACAGCCACCGCUGCACCUAACGAAACCAGGAGUGAUUCCAGGGGCAUAUAUAAUAUCAACCCAUCACUGCACCCGGAAACCUAGUGUCAUCUGUCAGUUAUGUCUCGAUAAAGCUGGGGAAAGGCCGUAGAAAUUACCUCCAGGGCUGCCUCCCGCCCUGAGGUCACAGAGACACCUUUGGUCACAGACCACGGUGGAAGAGGCCAAGCAGAAGGGGCUUUCUCGUCAAUGCCAGGGGUCUAAACGGGUUAAGUGUCGCUGGCCGAUAGACGCUUCUCGGUCUUCAUGGGGACGCAUCGCUGCACUGACUGCACAGCCCGGUGUCCCUCCCGCCUGCACCUGCUGCGUCCCCGAGUGCCAAGGGUGUUGGAGACGGGCUUGUUCCCCGUGGCGAGGAGCCUCGGCCAGGGACAGGCCGUCCCCCUCAGAGUCCAGCUGCUUUCCGUUCCUGUUGGCAUCAUCCCUCCUUCGUGCCUUUUGACCCCUGGAAGCCCUUUUGACUGCUCCCAUGUGUCCAAAUGCAUCCGAUCCCACGUGGCGCUUGGCCGCUUUCCAAGCCUUUUCGGAGCUCAGCACGAUCACAGGCAGCUUCAGCCGAAGAUGGGCUCCUGUUGAACAGGAAGCAGUGAUGUGUGCCCUACAAGGGGUACCGGAGCCAGUGGAGGUGGGCCUUGGUCACUUGGGGUGACAUGCCGCUGCACCCUAGUUCUGGGAGCUUGACUUCCCCAUUGAAGCCCCAGGAGGGCCUCAGAGUCUGUCCACCAACCAGCCUACACGGCCCCGCCGGACGCUCAGACACCUCUCACCCACAUCCGUGAGUCACAUUUGGGCCAUCUACGAACUGAAAGCUGUGGUCAUCACUUCUCAUUUCCUGUUCUUGUUAUACCAGCUGAGUCCACAGAGCAGCCUCAAGUCAUUCCCGACGGCCAGAGCAGGAAGAGGCACCUCCCGCGGGGCCAGCGCCCCCCAGCCCCCUCCUCAGAGCCCCCCUGGGCUUGGAGCUGGUCGGGGGUCCGCGGGGCCCCCAUGGAUCUGCCUUACUACCACGGCCCGCUGUCCAAGAGGGCCUGCGAGAAGCUGCUGCUCCAAGACGGGGCGGACGGCAGCUGCCUGCUGAGGGACAGUGAGUCAGUGCCCAGCGCGCCCUGUGUCUGCGUCUUGUUUAAGGACUUCAUCUACACGUACCGCAUCUUCCAAGAGGAAAACGGAUAUUACAGCUUGCAGACCAUGGAAGGCGUUCAGAAGCAGAUCUUCCCGAACUUGAAGGAACUGAUCUCCAAGUUUGAGAAGCCAAACCAAGGGCUGGUGGUCGCCCUUCAGAAGCCAAUCACCAGAAGCGGCCCGUGCCUGAGUGAGGGGAGGCUCCGGCUGGAGCUGGAUGACGUUUACGAGAACUGCAACAGCGACUACGUGAAGGUCUUGCCUUGAGGACAAGGGUGACAUGUCACCACGGCCCGGCUCGUCCUGGAAGGCUGAGUCCUCGGAGAUAAGCAGACAAGGCGACUGCGCCGUCCUGUGUGCCCCGCUGCAUGCCGCCAGAAGCUUUGAAGCCUCUUCCACGUCGGGGCAGCUGGAGCCCAUCCCCUUGCUGGGUUGUGGCACAGUCGCAUGUCACAGGUGACGUCACCUUGGACCAUUCAGUCGGGGCGGGGGGUUACAGCUGUGAGGUGCAGCCCGAGUCCCAGGGCUGUGGCUACGUGACAUUGGAGGCUGCGCCCCCUCUGGGCCUCAUUUCUUUAUCUGCGGAACGGGAGGCUGGGUGGUGACACGUGCUGCGCUGCCUCUCUGCUGAGCCGGAUCAUGCCCGGUGACAUGUGCACACGUCAGAAGUGGCCGGGCCCCGCCCCCCGGCCAGUGCUGUCCACCCCACCUGUGCCUCCUGGCCACGGGCUUCUCCCUCCCCACCACCCGGCGACCCGCCUCCUGCUCGCUCCUGGUCCUGGUCUUGCUGGUGGACGUUGCCUUGGACAACCUCGCCCGAGUCUGCCCCUCCCAUCGAUGUCCCCCCACUCGGCAGCACCGGUGGCUCUGUACAGUGACACACGUGGGCAUUUUAUGGAGCCGGUGUGGCUCCUGUCCCUGCUGGCUGUGCCUCGGAGCAUGGGGGGCUCCCUUGUGUCCUCCUCGGCGUGCACACUCGGCGUGCAGGAGUGACUGACCUCGGUGUGCGGGGGUGACCGGCCUCGGCGUGCGGGGUGACUGACAGUAUGCCCACCGCCCAAGGAGACCGCAGCUGGUCUUGGGCCUGGGAAUCCUGCCACCCGAUCGGACUGUACGGCCGGCGGGUGUGGGGCGAACGGGUGCUGCACCUGCGUCCCACUCCCCACACUGGCCCCGCCUCUCCACGUGACUGAGGAGACACUCUGUGACCAGCACGCGCUGUGGCUGGAGCCCCAAAGGGCGAGCCAUCGUGAGCUCCUGCAGCUGCCCCCCAGCAGAGACGGGGAUGCGGCCACACUCCACGGACGGGGCGAGCCAGCCCCUCCGGCUGGUGCUGGGACGCACGCCCGAGGCGAGUCCUUGUUCUGUCUGUGUGGUGUGAAGAUGCGCGUCAGCGUCCAGGGCCCACGGCCAUCCUUGGCAUGGAAAAUACAUCCGGUGAUUAUUCCCGGACUGGGUGGCCGGAUGAAUCGCUGUGUCGCACGAGGUCCCCCCCGGGUGGCAGUGGCGUCUGUCCCCUCGUCCUCACUGUGCUGCAGCAGGAACCACACGCAUCGAAUGCCGAUGCCACGCCGUCCCGUCGCCUAACGCAGCCACGCUGCUCAGCGGCCACUCAGCGGCCGGCUUCAGGGAGUCGACGCUGCGCUUCAGAUUUCUGCAUGAAAACUCAUAAACUCGGUGGAACGCAGAUUUACGGAAUCGUGACGGAAUCAUACAAGGCCGUCUUCCUCCUUUGCCUAUUUUCGGCGUCACCUUUGUAAGGUGCGGUGAUCCGCCCCUCGAGAGCUGGCUGGAGUUCUUGCAAGGCCGCCUCCGAGGCUCUGGCGAAGAAGGGGAGACGUCUUUUAUACCUCCUUGAACACCCCUGAUUCUCACUGGUUUGUCCAGCUAUUUUGCCAGUUUCGGCACCGUGUGUUCCAGGACUUUAUCUACUUUGUUUCCUCCUGAGACUCUUCUAGCGUUUUAAAGCUGUGCUGUGGCUGA